CCUCGUGUUCUGUCAGAUGAUGCGAACGAUAAUGAUAGGAGCAACCUACUCACCAACCCAAUACACUGCCCAUGUUCAAGACAGGUUUAGACCCCGACAACUGACAUCAGGGGUUUGCUGAUUCUGAUUGUGAGAAAAACUAUUACAUGUGUAACAAGAUACAACACUCGACAGUACUUUCAAGAUGGCUAUGGUGGACGCUGAACAAUGCCAUCAGCACAAACGUGUGCCUUCAAAAAGCAUUUGCACUCGACAACUAUGAAACUACUCGCUGUGCAGCUGAUUCACCGCCCGUCUCUCCGACUUCCCUCCACGACCACCCACGUCGCCACAACUUGCAUAUGCCGAGCGCAACGACAAGAUCCUGGAUCCCUCCAGCAUCAUCCUUCGUACUUGUCCAGGCAAGUUCAACAACAACGCCGAAAGUGGAAUGCACGCAAACCCAGGUCAGGCGACCAAGAAGUCACGAGAGGACAAGAUUCGGCUUACGCAGUAUAAGUGUAGGUAUGGUACUCACAGGGUGCUCGAUCAACUGGUAGAUAGGCCGUCGCUGGAGUUGUGUGGUUGGCUUGAUCAGCAUCGCUCAGUUAAGGAUCGCAAGGAGCGUUUUCAGCUGUUCCAGGUGAUGGGACGUGGUGCUAGCGAGGAAACUAGAGAAAUGUGCUGUAAAAGUGAAGUGACAGAAGGUGUGCC
Messenger RNA from Macroventuria anomochaeta, 693 nucleotides. RefSeq lists its product as uncharacterized. Lineage: Eukaryota; Fungi; Ascomycota; Dothideomycetes; Pleosporales; Didymellaceae. Bases 147 to 539 code for a protein of 130 amino acids. The record is from RefSeq and is a predicted model, not a curated record. The transcript is spliced from 2 exons.